GCGCGCGAGCAAAUCAAUGGAGUGGGUGAAUUGUCUGGUUCUCCGUAUCCUUCUCUAGCCUGUCAAUUCAAAUUUCAAAUGAAUAUAGUUUUGAGUGAUUCUUCUCGACCCGUAAUUAUUUAUUUAAUUUUGCCGUUAAUUAAGUUAGUUCCACGGAUUAAACGGCGAAAUGAAUCUAGCUUACAUGAGAAUGACGAUGAAGGCGGCGGUGGGGCAGGUGGAGCGGUGGAGAAAUUUGGUGGUGGAGGGGUGCGCGUCGAAGGCGUGGUCGCUGGUGUACGAGAGGGAUGCGCCGUGGUGGGAGCAGAUUCUGGACCCCAACGGGGAGCUGUGCCUGAAAUGGAACCACAUCUUCCUCGUCACCUCCCUGGUGGGCCUCUUCAUCGACCCCCUCUUCCUCCUCCUCCCUCAGAUCAUGACCGCCGCUUCCUGCAUGUACGUCGACAUCCCCCUCGGCUUCACCCUCAUCUUCUUCCGCGUCAUCGUCGACUUCUUCUCCGUUCUCCAGAUCCUCAUGAAGUUCCGCACCGCCUUCGUCUCUCGCACCUCCCGCGUCUUCGGCAAAGGCGAGCUAGUGCUUCAUCCCCGCCUCAUCGCCAUCAGAUUAUUAUUUGGUUUAUAAUGCCGCUGAAGAAAAGCCCUACGGCUGCUCAUGCGAAUCAUGCCAUUACUCUGGUGAUUAUGCUACAAUAUGUUCCCAAGCUGUUAGUCAUUUUCCCAUUGAACUGGAAGAUCAUCAAGAACACCGGGGUUGUGGCAAAGACUGCUUGGUCUGGUGCUGCAUAUAAUCUUCUUCUCUAUAUGUUGGCUAGUCAUGUUUUAGGAGCUGUAUGGUAUCUGAUGUCGAUAGAGCGAGAGUUGUCAUGCUGGAAGAUGGAGUGCAAAAAGGAGGAGAAAUGCAACCCCUUAUUCCUGGACUGUUCUUACGCCGCGGCAAUGGAGAAGCGGGAAGAGUGGGCAGCGUCCACUCAGGUGUUCAAGAAUUGCAAUGCCCGAACCACACCCAACGGCUUCCAGUUCGGGAUGUUCGCAGCUGCAUACAACGACCAGGUUUCCUCUGCCACCUUCUUUGAGCGCUACUUUUAUUGCCUCUGGUGGGGUUUGAGGAGCCUCAGGUUCGUAUAUAUACCCAACCUUCUUUUCUUUUCUUUUACAGUUAUGCCCGCAUGAUUUAUUUAUUAUGAUCAAUGUGUUCCCUUACACUUUUUUGAUCAAGCAAAAUCAAAUUCUUCUUAAUAACAUUCUAGGGAGGGUUCCAAAGGAGAUUACAUUCACAUAUACACAAUGGACAGGAGGAAAAUCUAAUCUUAUUUGAGUUUGAGUGUGAGAAAAUAAAAGCAAGUACUGUGAUAAAAUAAAAAGUAAAAACUAAAAAAUGGGGCAGGUAAUGGGUAUGUACAAAACGGUAACCCCACUAUUAUUACCCGUGAAAACAUAAUGGUUAUUCAUCAUCCGGUAUUUGUUACCCGAGUAACACGUACAGUUUUCCACAUUAUCAACAUUUUAGCUAAUGCUAAUGCUCUUAAUUACUAUAUACGAGUAGUACUUUAGUAGGACUAACGUGACAACAUUUAUCUCAAAUGUUGAUAAUGCUAAUGAUGUAUUUCCGAAGUUUUCAUUAAGGUAUACACUAAUGAAAUUAUAAAAUUCUAGUUUGCAGUUCGUAUGGACAAGGAAUGGAGACCACAACAUACACCGUUGAGACACUAUUUAGUUCUAUUAUCUGUCUUAUGGGCUUAGUUAUUUUCGCACUUCUGAUUGGAAAUAUGCAGGUACUUUUUCCCGUUGAGACACUAUCUAGUUCUAUUAUCUGUCUUAUGGGCUUAGUUAUUUUCGCACUUCUGAUUGGAAAGGUGCACAUAAGUAGAUGAUGAUAAUUGGACGCAUUGCCUUAGCUUCCAUAGCUCCAUUUAUCCUUUUCCAUUGAUGGUACAUGUAAAACAUAAAAACAAUAUCAUAUCCACACCCAUGACUUCAUUUGAUGUACCAUUCGAUCUCCUCUUAAUCGACAACCAUACGCUCUCACGAUUGAAGCUCAAACAAGAGUCCAAUUAUUCCUAAUAAAGAAUGAUCUUGUUUUCUUGAAAUCUCAUCAAAAGAAAUCAUUUCUUAUUUUUCUUUUCUCUAAUUGAAAAUUGAUCACCAGUUUGAGAAAUGGCCAAUGGCAGAGCAUAGGCAGAGUUCAAUUUAAAUAGUAUUAGCAUAUCAAUCUCCAUCAUUUCCAAUUGAGCCAAAAACUCACUAUUUUUUGGCUUGGAGUAUGAUGAAAUAAAGCAAAAUGACUCACUAAACUGUUUGUGCUUUUUUGUUAUGAAGCAAUAGUCAGUCCAUGCAAUUUUCGAUGCGAUUUUCAUUAUGAGUCGUCUCUCUCCCUCCUUUAAAAAGGAUGACACCCCAUCCCUGAGGGCCCCCCAACACCGACCGGACGGCAUGAUAGGAGGAUGUAAAUUGGACUAAAUCACAAUUUGACAGAUAGAGAGUGGGGCUCUGUCCCCGGUAUUUGCAGAGGCCCUAUGCAUUUUUUGCAUAGUAACCUCUCAUCGCAGUUGCCGGGAUUCGAACCCGGGACCUAACCCUUGUGGCACUCCCUCACUACCAUUUGAGCUACGCCCACAGGUCACUAUCCCUGCUUUAGUACAUGGGUUGUGUACAUCCGACCCCCUAUCCCACCGUAGGUGGGAGCCGUUGCGGCACUGGGGUCUAGGGUAAUGUUGUUGUUAUUGUUGUUAUGUUGUAUCAAUAUUCAUGCACUAGAAUUGUGUGUAAGUUUCAAUACAAGCUUGAAAAUGUUGGAAAUGUGAAAAUUAGCUUUAAUUGAUGAGACUCGUAUAUGAAUCAUGUAUGUAAAUAAAUAAUAUGAAUUGAGAAGUACUAAUUAAUUGUGUGUCAAAUAUUCCGUUGUAUGAAUUGAAGGAAGCCUUUAAUGAUGCUUUGAGUUUGAAAUAUGAUAUUAGUUUCAAUUUGAUUGAAGUCUUACCUGCAAUCAAUGUCAACAAGACUGGAAGAAUGGAGGGUGAAACGCAGAGAUACUGAGGAGUGGAUGCGACACCGUCAAUUACCCCAAGAACUGCAGGAACGUGUUCGCCGAUUUGUUCAAUAUAAAUGGCUUGCCACUAGAGGAGUGGAAGAAGAGGAGAUAUUACGUUCAUUACCUUUGGAUAUACGCCGCGAAAUACGACGACAUCUUUGUCUAGCUCUUGUUCGUCGGGUACGUAUGUCUUACCCCGUUUUGACUUUUUAUCCCAUUUUUUUGGUGACAUUAGAAUCAUUCAUGUGCACACCCAUUUAACAUAAAAUCAUUUAGCUUUUUAGCCAUAUUCCUUCACAAUUUUUGGGUUGAUGGGUGCAAUACAUAUCAUUAAUGAUUAUGAAAGUAGUAUACAGAAUCUAAUAUAGUCCAAAACGUGGGUUCAAAGUCAAAUUCUCCAACCAUUAAUUAUAUCUAGAAAUGGUUAGACUGUAUACUUGGUACAUAAUUACUCAUUCCACUAUUAUGUUUUGUUAUGCAUAUACAUACAUAGGUCCCUUUUUUCGCACAAAUGGAUGACCAGCUUUUAGAUGCUAUAUGUGAGCGCCUAGUUUCAUCGUUAAACACAAAGCACACAUUCAUCGUCCGGGAAGGCGAUCCAGUGAAUGAGAUGCUUUUCAUUAUCAGAGGGCAACUCGAGAGUUCCACCACAAAUGGGGGGCGCUCUGGAUUCUUGGACUCCAUAACUCUUAAACCCGGUGACUUUUGCGGCGAAGAGCUACUGACGUGGGCACUAAUGCCAAAUAUGAACGCCAACCUUCCAUCAUCAACACGAACAGUGAAAUCGCUUACAGAGGUCGAGGCAUUCGCUCUCCGAGCUGAAGACCUGAAGUUCGUGGCGAACCAGUUCAAGCGCCUGCACAGCAAAAAGCUGCAGCAUGCUUUUCGGUGUUACUCGCACCAGUGGAGGACGUGGGGAGCUUGUUUCAUCCAAGCUGCAUGGAGGCGUUACAAGAGGAAGAGGCUGGCAGAGGAGCUGGCUAGACAAGAGAGCUUGGCCUGUACAAAAUAUAUGGACAUGGAUGGUGGUGAUGAUGGUGAUAGUAUUUUUGAAGACAGCAAUGCUCAACAUCUGGGUGCUACAAUUUUGGCUUCAAAAUUUGCAGCGAACACUAGGAAAGGCGCUGCUGCUGCUGGCCAGAAGGUGAGAGUGGUGGAUCCUACUGAUCCCGGUUUGCGGAUGCCCAAACUUUUCAAACCCAAUGAACCCGACUUUUCUGGACAUGGGGCAGAAACUCAACCUGCGGGUGAUCCGUUUGAGUGAAGAUCCCUCCAUUAUAGUAUUAUACUAAUAAUUAAUACUGUACUAAUAUAGACAGAAGUCUAUCUUGAGUCUCAUAUACUCCCUCUAUUCCAUAGUUAAGUUUACAGUUUGAUUUUUCGAGUCCAAUUUUAUUAAUUUUGACCGUCAAUUAUGAGCAUCUAUAUCGUAUAACCGGUUGUACAGUAUGAUUUGUCCAGCCCGUGACAUUUUUGUAAUUUUAGUUUAAAUUCACGACUUCCGGUUGUACUUGUAUUGAACAUCAAGCCUAUUAUGUUGAACAUUAGAAAUCUAAUAUUGAGUAUCGUGAUAUCUGCUUCGUACUUCUAA
Cuscuta epithymum is the source of this 4619-nucleotide messenger RNA. The record is from the annotation of a GenBank genome assembly. NCBI's taxonomy places the organism in Eukaryota, Viridiplantae, Streptophyta, Magnoliopsida, Solanales, Convolvulaceae.